Molecule: messenger RNA, 1383 nt
Organism: Pneumocystis murina B123
Lineage: Eukaryota; Fungi; Ascomycota; Pneumocystomycetes; Pneumocystales; Pneumocystaceae
Exons: 10
Coding region: 39-1319 (426 amino acids)
Cellular component (GO): nucleus
Molecular function (GO): RNA binding
Source: RefSeq, a predicted model, not a curated record
AUUUUUAGGGUUAUUAGGCGGGUUUAAGACACGCCGAAAUGUCAAGCAGCAGGCACGGUAAUAGACAAGAUCCAAAUAGCCCGGAUAGUCGUUUUUCCCGGGACUCCACUCGAGAAAAGGAGAGCUCUAGACGACAUAGACAUGACAGAGAAGAAAAGUCUUCAAACCGAAGAAGAAGUGCAAGUCCAUGUACAGCGCCAACAACAUCUGUUAGAGAAGACAAUUUAUCAUCAGGAACUCAUUUGUCUGAUGAAAAACGGCCUAAAAAUCCAGCAGCUAUAGCAGCAGCAGCAGCAGCACGUAUUAAUGCAAUGUAUAGUAAUAGAACAUCGGUACCAGUAUCUUCUGAGCCUCAGAAACAACCAACUACAGCACCUCCAGCACCACCGGCCCCUAUAAUUCGUGAUCCAUAUAAUCAGGAGGGGGAUUAUGUGAAAGACAUUGAGGUUAAUGAUCUAAGGAAUCGGUAUAUCCUUACAAAAGGAGCGACUCAAAAAAUGAUCAAAGAAGAAACAGGAGCAGAUGUAACAACUCGUGGGAAGUAUUAUCCUGAUAAAACAUUAGCUACGGAACGAGAUCCUCCGCUUUAUCUACAUGUUACAGCUACUACCAAAGCUGGAUUAGAAGCAGCGGUUAAAAAAAUUGAAGAACUUAUGUCUCAAGAACUUCCUUCUCUUGUUGAUGAAAGACGUUUUAAAAGGAAAGAUGAUGUUGAACGGGAUGAACUUGGAAGAAGAAAAUGGCCAGAAGAAAGACUUUAUAUUGGACUAGAACCAAUUCGUGGGUUUCAUCUACGUGCUAGUAUUGUUGGUCCUAAUGGACAAUACGUCAAGCAUGUUCAGCAAGAAACAAAAUGUCGUGUUCAAAUUAAAGGUAUUGGAUCUGGGUUCAUGGAACCGACUACUGGGCGUGAAAGUGAUGAGCCCCUUUACCUACAUAUUACUGGCCCUGAUCCUACUGAAGUUCAACGAGCCAAAAGUUUAUGCGAAGAUCUGUUAAAAAGUGUUAAACAGCAAUAUGAACAAUUUAAGGCAUCACCACAUGGCCAAAAUUUUCCUGGAUAUACAGGAUCAAAUAAUGCAUAUGGAUCUGCAUCUGGAUAUCAGGCCCCAACAGCACCAAUUGGACCUCCUGGUGUUUCCGGAUCAUAUUCUGCAGACCCUUAUGCAGCUUAUGGAGGUUAUGAAGCAUAUGUCCAAUAUUAUCAGUCUUAUUAUCAACAUUAUUAUCAACAAGGAAACUCAGCAAAUCCUGCACAACAAACACAAAAUUCCCAACAGACAGGAAAUUAUCAUACAAUUGCGCCUCCUGGAACGUAAUAUUUAUAAUAUCUUAUUCACACUUUUGUUCGUACACUAAAAUCUUAAUUUUCUACAAUCUAGA